This is a messenger RNA of Temnothorax curvispinosus, 822 nucleotides long. Its product is annotated as probable autophagy-related protein 17. Lineage: Eukaryota; Metazoa; Arthropoda; Insecta; Hymenoptera; Formicidae. The record is from RefSeq and is a predicted model, not a curated record. The transcript has 5 exons. Bases 1 to 822 code for a protein of 273 amino acids.
AUGUGCCACAAGCUGCAAGGCAGCAUUCAAUUGACUGACGAGACACCUGCGAUAAAUUUGUGUAUCGUCGGAAAAUAUCAUAUGCUCAGUAAAUCUAAGAAAAGCGCUAAUAUCGUUAAUAAAGAGGAAGAAAAGGAGAGGACCCAAAACGAAUCCUUGCGGAACACCAGAAAUUUAACAUAUACCACGCAAUUGUUUGAAAAAGCAAAAGCAGAAGAGAAUAAUAAUAAUAGCAUGGAAGAAGAAACGGCCAAUGUCGGUGAAGCCUCUAAUGAUGGAUUUAGAUGGAUUGACGAAGCUGUUAGAUUGUUAUUGGCAGAAUAUAAGCAGCAUGAAUACCUAUUGAAUACAGGGAAAGUAUCUGUAAAAAAGUUUUGGGAAAUAAUUUCUCAAAAAUUGCAGGAACAAUCCUACAAUAUUACAGGAUUGCAAUGUAAAAGCAAAUUUAACGGUUUACGAAAGACAUACAAAAAUAUCAAAGAUCAUAACAAUAAAAGUGGUAACAAUAGAUGUACUUGGUCGUACUUCGAGCUUAUGGAUGAAAUGUUUGGGCACAAACCAUGGGUCAAGUCAGUUCUAACUUUGGAUACUUCUGAUAGUAUACUGCCGUCUCCUGGUCCUUCGUCCAGCAACAGCAACAGCUCUCCAGGUCCAAGAUCAUCUCCUUGUCAAAAAGUAAAUGAAGAGACUGCAUUAGAAAAACUUAUUACAAUUGUGCAGGAAAAUAAAGAAGAAAGAAGGAAAAUGCACGAAGAUACUUUGAUAAGACAAGACCGAUUAUUAGGUCUUUUAGAAAAAAUUGCUAACAAAGAUAAGCAAUGA